Messenger RNA from Drosophila innubila, 927 nucleotides. RefSeq names its product chymotrypsin-1. The record is from RefSeq and is a predicted model, not a curated record. Gene Ontology annotation, biological process: proteolysis. Gene Ontology annotation, molecular function: serine-type endopeptidase activity. Bases 35 to 886 code for a protein of 283 amino acids. The transcript has a single exon. NCBI's taxonomy places the organism in Eukaryota, Metazoa, Arthropoda, Insecta, Diptera, Drosophilidae.
UGUUUAAUACUAGUUAACAGAUUGAUUCGUGAGCAUGUGGAAAUUAGCUUUACUUUUGCUGCUCCUCAAUUGGAGCUGUUCAUCGAGUGGUAAACGAAUGCCAGAACUUAGUGCCGAAAAGUUGCAGCAGAUUUUGGCCAAGAGAGGCAAAGGAUUUGACAAUCGCGUGGUGCAAGGCAGCGAUGCAAAAUUGGGAUUGGCUCCCUAUCAAAUCUCAAUGCAGGGCAUGUACGGGGAUCAUAUGUGCGGAGGGGCGAUCAUCGAUGAGCGUUGGAUUCUGACAGCUGCCCACUGUGUCUUUGGCUAUAAUCCGAGCUAUCUGAGAGUGGCAACGGGCACUGUGCAGUGGGACAAACCCGAUGCCAAGUACUUCGUGGAGGAGCAUUGGGUGCACUGCAAUUACAAUUAUCCGCAACUUCACAAUGAUAUUGCCCUGAUGCGUCUCAAUGAUUCGAUCAAGUGGAAUGAAUAUACGAAGCCUAUAGCAUUACCUGAUCAACCGCUGGCCAAUGGGUCGCAGGUAUUGCUAACGGGCUGGGGAUCCACAUACUUUGGCAGUGAUACACCCGAUGUGCUCCAGCAGGCGACCUUGACCUAUGUGGAUUACGACAGCUGCCAAGAGGAAAUGGGUGGAGAUGCAUUCAAUGGUCCUGGACACAUUUGCACCCUCACGGAUCAGGGACAGGGCGCCUGUCAUGGCGACUCUGGCGGUCCACUGGCUGCCGAUGGCAAAUUGUAUGGCCUGGUCAACUGGGGACAUCCCUGUGCCAUCGGAUAUCCAGAUAGUUAUGCCAACGUGUGCUACUAUCUCGAUUGGAUCAGACGCACCAUGUCUACGUCAAGCUGCAAGACUUGUCACUGCUAUGCCAGCAAUUAUGGCACUUAGUGCACUUCAAAUAAAAACCAUUUCUAUAAAAUUAAACUUAA